CAAGCAUCUUUGUCCUGAUGCGCUCAGUGGUUGCCUCUGCAUUGUGGAAACCUUUACUCGCUCUCUUUAUUGUUUCAGUCACACUUACUCUGAGAUUGGCUAUGUCAGAUCAAAGACCGCUGGACCACUGCACAGCUCACAGUUUAACUUCUGAGGAACUGAUGGUCUCAUAAAGGGAAUCCCUUGGUACUGCAUGCAGACUCUUGGUCUUGUUGUGACAGCGCAGCUCUGAUCAAAUGAAAGCUUCACUCGGUCUUUAUCUGUAGCUGUUGCAGAGCGUCCCUCUUUGACACCCAAUGCCUGACUGCGCAUAAGUGGAGGGGAGCAGAGAGAGGGAGGAGAGAAGAGAAAAACAGCAGGAGGAGGGUGAGAUCUAGCCAGACUAUGUUGAAGAGCCACAGGCUGCGCACAGCAAAUUGCUCUGGAGUUAGAGAGGAUGAGAGGAGGAAGAUCGAGAUUAUUGCUGCAGAGAUUUCAGAGGUGAGGGCAAGUGGAAACUUAUUGGCAUCUUUGGCGUCGAUACUGGGAUGAGAAUUGAGUGAUUUCAAUCUACAGGAGGCGCAAGACUGCUACUGUGGUUGAGUGCCGUGCUUCUAAUCCUUCAGAAAGAGGUCAUUUUUUUUCUAGGUAAACUUACUUUCAAACACUUUACAUUUUACAGCCCACGUCGAUUUAUGUGGGAGGAAGAGAUCUGAGGACCGGAUCGGAUUUGAGAUUUUGAGGCUUCAAAGAAUUCUUCUACUGCAAUUUUUUCUGAGAAACACAUGCAUACGUGAACCCCACGCACUUACUGUUCAACGCAAUCUGGAGUGAUGAACCUCAUAGGAGAAGCAUGUCAGUUGUAGCCUCAGAUGCGGCGCUCUGAGGAAUAAUGAUGGGAAGAAAUUCACUUCUGGCAUAAAAUGAGAAAUUUAUCACAGCCGAUCAUUUCUGACCCACUCUUUCGGAGAGCGUGUGGCUUAUUUCUCCGUUCCCUCUCGCUUUAGAAGCUGUGAGACUCCUCUUUGGAAAAUUCGAGCUGGUGGUUGUGCUUACAGAUCUGAAAUAUUUAAGACUCUGGCUGUGAAAGAUGCAAUUAACUGUUAAUGAAAACCGAAACGGAUGUGAUCAGUAUGCACAUGUUGCCUACAUUUACUCUGAAAACUGUGGGAGUGAGUUAAGACGAGAGGACCAAUGACUGACAACGGUACCAGGCUUGCUAAGUACCCCGGAGUACAACCUGUGCAUUAGGUUGUCUUCAGCCUUGGGCUGAAUUUAGAAACAAUCUUGAUCUUUUUUUUCCUCCCAUCACGCCUCAUUGAGGAACAGGUUGCUGUGCUAUUAAGCAGAUUAACUACUGUUUCCAGGACUGCGGUUCCUUUGGGAUGAACAGUUAAGCAACGCAUAUGGGUCUACAAAACUUGCUUUGAUCAAACAUUCAACCACCCAUCAUUAUUACCUUGUUCCUCAUAAUCAACAUGGUCCCUCCACCCCCUUCCAACAAGCCACACGUUUGCCUUUCGUGUGUUCUCAUAAUGAGUAGCAUGGCGCUGCUGGACGCCUACCUUGUGGAGCAAAAUCAAGGUCCUCGGAAGGUGGGCGUCUGCAUCAUGGUGAUGGUAGGCGACGUGUGCUUCCUCAUCGUGCUGAGGUACAUUGCCGUAUGGGUUGGGGCCGAGGUACGAACUGCUAAACGUGGCUACGCCAUGAUCCUCUGGUUCUUCUACGUCUUUGUGCUCGAGAUCAAGGUCUACUUUGUCUAUCAGAACUACAAAGCGGAAGGCGAGAGAGCGGAAGCUCUUACAUGCAAGGCUUUCACGGUGCUGCUUUCCGUGUUCGUGCCGGGACUUUACGUUACGCUGGCAGCCAUCGACCACAUGGAAUACGUUCGGCCUAUCAAGAAGAGAGAGGAGCUGAGGAGUCGACUAUUUUGGGUCGUGGUGGACCUUCUCGACAUCUUGGACAUUCAGGCCAGUCUAUGGGAGCCUCAGAGAAAAGGGCUCCCCCUAUGGGUGGAGGGCCUUACUUUUUUCUACUGCUACAUACUACUACUGAUACUGCCGUGUGUGUCGCUAAGCGAAAUAAGCAUGCAAGGUGUGAAUAUUGUCCCGCACAAGAUGUUGUUGUAUCCUAUUCUCAGUUUGGUCGCCAUCAACUUUAUUACGAUUUUUAUACGGGGAGGGAAUAUGGUGCUUUAUAGGGAUGUCCGUGUGUCUGGAAUACUCAUGGGCAAGAACGUCCUCGCCAUUGUCCUGAAGACGUGCAGCUUCGUGCAGUACCGGAGACACCUGCAGGAGGUGCCGACAGCCGCUCUCGCUCCGGAGCUACAGAGGGAUGCAGUGCCACAAAGUUCUCGAAGGGCAGUGCCAGUCGCAAUGCCAAUGUCCGUCACCAUGCCAACUCCGCAGGUAGUCAUACAAGAUCUCACCACGCUUCCAGAAGAACCCGAACUUGAGGAGACAUGACAAAAGGUGGAAUUAGACGAGUUUGCACGGAGGAUAUUUGGACAACGCACAACAUGAACUGCUAUGAGAUUUUUUUAAAUUAAGUUAAUCCGGGUGUACACUGUCUGAUUAUUACUGUACUUUACCAUGGAUUCAAAUCAGAUUGUACGACAUGGUAUUACUAAGACUGUGCAGCCCAUACCACAGACGUUUAGCUAGACUUUGAUCGAAAUUGACAGCACCACAGUGUAAAAAGACAUCGUAAUAAUGAUUUUCAUCUUGUUUUCCAGUAGAAAUGGCAAAUUUUCUUUCAAACAAGAUACAUUUACACUUAAGGCCAGGGCCAUA
Molecule: messenger RNA, 2771 nt
Organism: Pimephales promelas (fathead minnow)
Lineage: Eukaryota; Metazoa; Chordata; Actinopteri; Cypriniformes; Leuciscidae
Gene: tmem264
Product: transmembrane protein 264
Source: RefSeq, a predicted model, not a curated record